This is a messenger RNA of Xiphias gladius (swordfish), 2517 nucleotides long. RefSeq lists its product as uncharacterized. The transcript is spliced from 5 exons. Bases 360 to 1691 code for a protein of 443 amino acids. The record is from RefSeq and is a predicted model, not a curated record. Lineage: Eukaryota; Metazoa; Chordata; Actinopteri; Istiophoriformes; Xiphiidae.
GCCUACAUGGUGUUAACCUCAAAGCAAGACGGGACCCAGCAACCCGCUCCACCUAACGUACUGGCUGAGCUAGAGUGUUUUUGUUUUUUGUUUUUCCCGUUUUUCCUCUUUCCUUUCUUUUUUUUUUUUUUUUUUGUUUGUCUGCCGAAACUCACCUCCGUCAGGGGGGGCCACCUGGGGAAGAGACGGUCACGCCCAGACCUCAUCAGAACGAGUAGAAAGUAAAACCCGAAUAACGGGGACUCGGAUGAUAACUCGCCCGGCCCCGUGCGUCGUCAGCCGCCAGCUGCCCUCCGGCAAGAGGACCGCGCGGACUCCGCUUCGGCUCUCAGUUGGGAAUCUAUCUCGUCUGUGGCUGGAUGGAUAAGGCAAAAGAAUUAAGACAGAGGUUCUUCUUCCCAUUCAUUGCUACCAUCAUUUUCAUCUGCAUCAUCGUUGUGAGAACACCCAGGAUGUACGGGUCGAUGCCAAACCUGCGGGGGCCCCAGAAAACUUGCCCCUUUCAGAUCUCUCAGCAGACCAUAACCCCCCUCAACAACACCAAGCACUUACUGGUGUCAACCUACAUGGACCAGAGAGUGAACGGUUUUGAUAUACGAAUCAUUGGCAUAUUUAGGAGAGACUCCAUCCAACCUCUUCACUGUCUUUUCUGCUGUGCAGGUUACUUAUCAAGUACAACAACUCCAGCAACCAUUUCACAACACUCAGACAACUUUGGUUUUCCCUUCGUCACUACAGAUGUCAUGUGUCAGAUUCCUCCAAACUGCAACGCUACGCACAUUGCUCUUCUGACUCAGCCAGAGUGCGCGAUUUUAUCUAACCAGAUUUGGUUACCCAUAAGAAACAAAAACACUAAUGGGAAGGAGGCGAAAAAGUUGCAGUUUAACUUCACAGUCUGCUUCUCUAACCUUUUCGGAGACUACAACAAUGUGCUUCAGUUUGCACAGACCCUGGAGAUGUACAGGUUGCUGGGUGUGGACAGAGUGGUGAUCUAUAACACCAGCUGUGGCCCAGAACUCGACCGCCUCUUGCAGACCUACAGCCAGGAGGGCUUUGUGGAGAUGGUUCCCUGGCCCAUCGACAAGCAUCUGAACCCAUCCCGUGGCUGGCUCUUCUCAGAGCACGGAGGGGACAUGCAUUACUUUGGCCAGCUGACCACGCUUAAUGAGUGCAUUUACAGAUCCAUGGACCGAUCACGCUACGUCCUGUUGAACGACAUAGAUGAGAUCAUAAUGCCAUACCAACACAAAAACCUGAUGUCUCUGAUGAGCAUGCUCCAACAGCAGCAUCCAAAUACAGGGGUGUUCCUCAUUGAGAACCACAUCUUCCCCAAGAAACACUUUGAGCCAAGUGGGAGGUUUCACCUGCCUCAGUGGAGAGGGGUGCCAGGAGUUAAUAUUCUGGAGCACAUCUACAAGGAGGAGCCUGACAGAAACAUAUAUCACCCCCACAAGAUGAUAAUUCAGCCAAGGAUGGUGGAGCAGACUUCAGUACAUGAAGUACUCAAGAAUUUUGGACAGCAUUUCAAGGUUCCACCAGACGUUUGUCGGAUCAUUCACGUCCGCGUGUGCCUGCAGGGGUCGUUAACGCUGCAGCAGCUCCAUGUGGACAAACGGCUGUGGGACUUCACUGGAAAACUGAUUCCAAAUGUGGACAAGGUGUUGAAGAGAGCGGGACUGCUGACAUCAUAGGUGCAGAGCUGAUGGAUGGGACUGGACAGACACUCAGAUGGACACAAUGUACUGAGCAACGGCCACAAUGCUGGUGCUGAUGCAGUGAACUACACUGAACUGAAUGCUGCUCAGCUGUCAAGAAUGCUAAACCUUUGAAGAGCGGUAGAGGUAUUGUGUGUAGUUCACUGUGACUAAUUGGUUUUGUCACAGUUAACAAUUGGUUAAGUGUUGGGCCCGUUUAAAUCAGUGACCUUAUAUGAAAGUCAAGGGGUCACCAAAUUUACCGCAGUUUAUCCUGAGGGGGACAUGAACGUCUGUACCAACGUCAUGGAGAUUCAUCCAACCAGUGGACAGGCCAAUAUUCCCAAACUGCUUGCGUAACAAUAAAAAAACACUAGAAAUCCUUCUAAAAUUGUAAAACUUGUGGUGCAAUAGAACACAGAAAACAGAGAAAUACUUGCAGAUACAAUAACUACAGUAAAUAAUUAAGCUCAGUAACCUCCUGGUUUCCUUGAGAAGUCAUCCUGGAUGUUUUUUUUAAUCGAGUUAUUGAUAAAUUCUGUAAACUGUACAAAUUAAAUAUUUUUAACUAUCAGCCUAAAGGAAGUGGGACUUUUGUCAGAUUAAGGAGAACCGUGAAAACAUUGUGAUUUCUUAUCAGUCUGUCGGCUCGGUAGGUUUUAUACAAAAUAAACAAGGGCGUUAAUAGUUCUUUGUUCAUGUGAGCAUUUGGUCAGGCAGCUUUGUGGCGUUUCUGUUUACAGCUAGGUGUGAGGAAAAUGAAUGAAUUUUAUCAAAAAUAAAUGUGUUCUAAACACCUCAGGGCAUAUUUCUGUUAAUUGGU